Messenger RNA from Dioscorea cayenensis subsp. rotundata (Guinea yam), 4016 nucleotides. RefSeq lists its product as uncharacterized. Gene Ontology annotation, molecular function: phosphoprotein phosphatase activity. Bases 584 to 3610 code for a protein of 1008 amino acids. NCBI's taxonomy places the organism in Eukaryota, Viridiplantae, Streptophyta, Magnoliopsida, Dioscoreales, Dioscoreaceae. The record is from RefSeq and is a predicted model, not a curated record. The transcript has 7 exons.
AAAUGAGAUGUGAAUUUGUGUUUUUGAUGGAAAAAAUUGUGGAUUUAGGGUUUAUAGCUCGCGGGGUGAUCACUCUUUGGCCGUUCUUGCUGGUUUUCUUGUUUUGAGGUUGAUUAGAUGAAUUUAUUGAUAAUAGUUGAUGAGCUGAGGCUUGGUAUUAUAGUUCAAUGACGAAAUGAUUUGAAUUAGGGAGAGGUUUUUUGUAAUGAAGUAAUUGACGUUUUGUAGAGUUCUCUGUGAAGUAGCAAUAUGGAUGAAAGGAUUUAUUUUGCCCUUUUGAUUCAAAAUGUAAAUUUUGCUUCUAAUAGGAAUUGAAUAACUUCAGUUAAACCUUUGUAUUCUUAAUGUGGAAGCAUUUACGAAAAUUGCUUGUGGGCAAAUCGGGGCAGGUUUUGAUUUGUUUUCCAGUGAAUAGUAGUGUUGUUCUUCAAGGAGGAGUAUAUUCCAAGUUUUGUUUAUAGGGCAUUGGAAGAAGGGGAGCUACUGAGCUGGGGUCCAUCCUAGUGAAGAAAACCAGAAGCAUGACAAGAAGAGGAAUAGAUCAUCACCAUCGGAAAGUGAUGUGGGCAAAAAGGGGGAAAUUAUGAUCGGUACUUCAUUGAAGGCAACAAAUGCAGAGAAUAGAGAGCAUGCCAUGUCUUCAAUGCAUGAUUCAGACCCCAUCAGGGAGGAUGAAUUUGCUACUUCAUCAGGAACUACGGGGGUUGUUGUGCCAGAAAGAACUAAUAAAGUUUGUGCAACCCUCGAUGGAAAUUUGUCUGUGAAAGGUGAAAUCAUCUCAAAAAUGGGCAACAAUAACAGAGAAAAGGGUUUUAUGAAGAAAUAUUCAAAGAGGAAGGGGAAUAAUUCAUGUGAGCAGCCACCCAGUAAAAGUUUAUCAGCACUCAGAAAUUUGGAAAUAGAUUCAAAAAGUGACAGUCUUAAUGAAACACACAACAGUAGCAAGCUGAUGAUUUCUGUCAAGCAGGAAGACUUCAUCCCAAAUGCUGCAGAUGAUAACCCUGAAGAAAUGGCUGGUAAAAUAGAUUCAUCUUUGCUAGAGAAUAAAAGCAGUUUAUCAGUAAAGACCAAAUAUUACCGGAGAAAGCAUAAAGCUAAGGCUAUAUCUGAAAGUCACUCUUCUGACAGUUGCCCAUCUUUGGCUGAUUCUAUGGUCUUGGACACAUCAGGGAACAAUAAUUCUGAUGCGUCUGUUAGUGACAGUAUGAAAUCACCUGGUGAAAUGGCAGGAGGUCAAUCAAAUAAUCUGCAGUCAUGUUCAAAAAAGAGCUGCAUGGUAUCUGACAUAAAUUCAACAUCAUAUGAAGCAAAAAAUUUUAAGCCAUGGCCUAGAAAAAAGAUAAUUUGGCGGGAGAAAACUUAUUCUAACUCUGGCUCUUGUCGAGAGAUUCCUUCGGGCCCCUCAGAUCGUGCUUUGCAAUGUUCCGCUGCUAAUAGGAUGUCUGCAUCAAAAGUUGCAGACCCUGAUUUAGAGAAUCAGAGUAAUAAUGAAGCUUCAGCAAGGAGGGGCCAGAUUAUUCUUUUUGAGGAAGAACACAUUUCCAAGAGCGCAGGCUUUGGCAUUGCUGAAAAAGUAGAGAAACCCCCUGAGGUUGAUAUGAAACCCAAUGAUGCUAAGAAAACAAAAUCAAGAAGGCGAAAUAGGCACAGAGGCCGUGGAAAAGGUAAGGUCUCUAAUCUUAAUGCUGUGGUAUCUCCUGCAUUGUCCAGUAAUGAUGUUAUCUCUGCCGGCAAUUCAACUUUACUUGGGACCACUGAUUUGGAUUCUUCUGGAGGGAACAAUAUUACCGAAUCAACUAUGGAUAAUCUAGUAUCAAUAGUUGAGGAGUGCAGAAAUACCAUAAGAGAGGGUGGGCUUGUAGUUUCAGAUUCGAGUGAAGUGCUUCCCAAGCUCUCUAUGCAAAUCAAUGCAGCAGAUUUAAGUCUUGAAACAAAACCAAAAAAAGAGGCAAAUGAUCAUGACUCAUCAGAAAUUGAUUUGAGUUGUCAUCCUGGCAUCAGUUCAUCUCGAUUGGAAACUUUGGAGAUGGAUGAAAUGUUGGAAAGGGAUGAAGUUGAUUCUUCAUCUGGGAACAGUUUGAAGAGUCAUGUUCUCUCAGAAGGCUCUUGUUUGAUUGGUGGUCCUAAUGAUACUUCUCAAGUCAGAAGCAGCAUCCAUCUUAAGGAGGAUUCAAGCUCAUGUCUUGAUGCCCUUAAUAGCAAGGAGGCCAAGAAGAGGGAGAAUGGUAAAUGCUCAGAUUGUACGAUAGAACAGAUCCCUGGGGAUAAGCCGGGGCAGCAGUUGGAUUGUGUAGGAUUUUCUCAGGCUGAUGGUUCUAUCAUGGCAACUACAUCUAAAGUAAGGAACAGGAAGAAAGAAAUGAAACAUGCUGUAGAAGACUCAGGAGAACUUACUGGUGCUUGUCUGGAAAAGGGUGUGGAGUUCUUUCAUGUGAUCAAUAAUUCUCCAGUUAUAGAUGCUGGUUCUGUAAAACAAAGUCUGGAAGUGAUUCCAGCUGAUUGCAAGGAUAAAGCUAGUUUGCCUCCUUCGCCAAUUAGAGGUGUUAUAGAUGAUUUCACAUCUUCCGAUUUAACAAACAAACAGAAUGGUUCAUUGGAUUUGCUUAGUGGGGAAGAAGGCAGCUUUUCUUUUCAAAUAGUAAGCAAUGCUAUUAAAGAAAAGUCGCAUGAAAGAAAUCUUGAGGAGUCCUUUGAGUCGACGAAUAAGAUUGCCUGUCAGAAUGCGAAACCUAGUACUCAUGAAAACAGUCCUUCAAUAUCUCCAUCUCUGUGCGAUAGUGGAGUAAUUGUUUGCCUGGAGGAAAAAGUUAUGUCUUUACCAAGGGACCAUUUUGUGGAGGAUGUUCCCUCAGAUGUUAUCGAGAAUCAAGAUAAGAACCUGGAGGAGAAGAUCUUUUCACCACAAAGAGCUGUAAUAAGUUCUAACAGAAAAAAAUUGCUUGUCCUUGAUUUAAAUGGCUUGCUUGCUGAUAUUACUAUGGAUACUUAUAGAAUGCAUAGGGCACACAGAAGGGUCGGGGGAAAGUCACUUUUCAAAAGGCCUUACUGUGAUGAUUUUCUGAAGUUUUGUUUUGAGAAGUUCAAUAUUGGUGUUUGGUCCUCUAGAAAAAUGUACAAUGUGGAUAUUGUGGUUGAGUGUCUCAUGAGAAACACAAAAGAUAAGCUCUUGUUCUGUUGGGACCAAUCUAAAUGCACCACUACGGGUCUUGGUACCAUUGGAAAUGUCCAUAAACCUUUGGUCUUAAAGGAGUUGAGGAAGCUAUGGGACAAAGAGGAACCUGAACUUCCAUGGGAGUUAGGAGAGUAUACACCAUCCAAUACAUUAUUGAUUGAUGACUCUCCAUAUAAGGCUCUAUUGAAUCCGCCAUAUACUGGCAUCUUCCCUCCUCCAUACAAUUCAAGGGAUGUAAAAGAUAACUCAUUAGGGCCAGGAGGGGAUCUUCGUCUUUAUUUGGAAGGGCUUGCAGUGAUUGAUGAUGUUCAGCAGUAUGUAUGCAAACACCCAUUUGGCCAGGCUGCCAUAACUGAUAAACAUCCGGACUGGAGUUUUUACAUGCAGAUCAUCGAAAAAAGACCAGAACCUUCUGGUUUGGGUUGUGAUGAUCAGUAAGGAUUGUUAAUGAUGGGGAUGUUUAAAAUGUUUUAAGGGACUUGAUGCGAUGUUUUCCUUGCAAAUUGACCUGCAUCUGUGAAGAGACAGUUGGCUGGUUUAAACAUAGCAUUACAACGAAGACAAAGAACCCAGAUGUUCAAGGGUCUGUUCAUAAGCAUCUGGUGAAGCGCCCAAUUAAGCCAAGAAAUGGGCUAUUUUGACUUUUUGCUCCCCCAACAAGAAGUUGGAAAGGAUCUGCUUAAUGUCAAUGGUUUUGUCAUGGGGUUUUACUUUUACCAUGUGUAGAGAAUCACCACAUUUUUGUUCCAGCGUGACCUUUUAUAGUUAGGCUAUCUGUUAUCAGGCAGUUUGUAGUACUACAGUUGUAUCUUUAACAGCAGUAAAAGAAUUAAAGUUAAAGCUA